Messenger RNA from Aspergillus alliaceus, 2301 nucleotides. Its product is annotated as basic helix-loop-helix domain-containing protein. Gene Ontology annotation, molecular function: DNA-binding transcription factor activity, RNA polymerase II-specific; RNA polymerase II cis-regulatory region sequence-specific DNA binding; protein dimerization activity. Lineage: Eukaryota; Fungi; Ascomycota; Eurotiomycetes; Eurotiales; Aspergillaceae. The transcript is spliced from 2 exons. Gene Ontology annotation, biological process: regulation of transcription by RNA polymerase II. Bases 363 to 1739 code for a protein of 458 amino acids. The record is from RefSeq and is a predicted model, not a curated record.
CUUACUACUACGUACUCCGUUAUCUCUCUCGUUUCCCUAUGAAUAUCAAUGCGGGGGACUUUCUUCUACCAAGCCAACUCCUGUAUUGUGGACCUUUAACGUACGCCCCAGCCAUAUAUACUACUACCGUGAAGUCUGUUCGUACGGAAAAGAAGAACCGGCCGCCUCCACUUAACUGUAUUGUUAUAUGAACCCAUUAUUAGAAGGCACAAGUCCGGAUCAUUGAUCGAUCAAGGCAUGCUCAUAUUGUGUUGCCUUUUCUCAACGUUGCUCUCGACAAUAGAGUGACAGCAUAGGCGAAAGCAAUUUCCCGGCCACACUUUCCGCAUUGUCACUCCUUUUACAGCUUACUCACACUAAGAAUGAAUCUCAAUCUGAAUAUGAAUAUGAAUAUGAAUGGUUCUCAGGCUCGUGAGGGGCGAGAUAGCCCUCAACCAGGACCAUUUGGCUAUUCGUUUCUUUCCCCCAUGGAUACUCCUUACGAACCUGCGCCUGCACCUCCUCCCGGGCCAGCUCUUCUUGAUGAUAAUGAGUCUAAUAUGCUUGAUAAUUUCUUCACGACAAUGAAUUCCAACCAUUUCACGACCGAUUUCUGGCAACACCGUCACCAAAAUAAGUCACUCGGGCCGACAAGCUUCGAGUGGUCAGAUGAACUCCCUCCAACAUUUGAAGGAUCUGCAACCUCUCUUUCACAACCCUCACUACCUCAUCGCGGCCUAGAUAAAUCCGGUAUGGGCGUUUUGCCAAAUCACUCGAACUCCGAUAUCCUUUCGACUGCUUCCAUGUUCUAUCAAAACGGCAUGAAUGGGACUGGAUUAGUUCCACCUUUCCCACAUCAUUCAUUUUCCUCUUUCCCGGAGAUAGAUUUCAACAACUCUAGGAUGAAUGGUCGCAUGAAGAACCAACCACCACCACCGUCACUACCCAUGUCUUCCAAACCGCAGAACACAUUUGUUAGCGCCCGGACACCGGUUGGUUAUCACACGUCGGAAAUGCUGUUCGAUGUACAUGAGCCAAUAUCACCAGAGCAACAAGCCACCGCUAAGGUCCGGCCCCUUCAUUGGGGGUCCGAUGUCAGCUUCAUGGAUCAAGGAUAUGUGGCGCCGCCUGAUCAGCCAAAUGUGGAGGAACAGACGCAGCAGCUGCUUCGCCAUCUAGAGUCUCUUGAGCCCCAGAGUAGUGCGGCCAAUACUCGCGCACCUAGCCCGGAACGAAUCACUGGUAGCCAUAAUGCCCAUUGGGCGGGACCCGACACGACUGGGCCACUCAACGAUCUACGCAGGGAAUACAGGGAUAGCAUGGAAGAUCUAUCGCAGCCUAAAAAACGGCAAAGAACAUUGAUCAAGGAGGAAGACGACGAGAACUCUGAGGGAGAUGACUCGAAACCAAGAUCAAGGAGAUCCAAGAGUACGAGCUAUGGUAAGAAUCGGCGGAUGUCAACCGAGACUAUACGGAAAUCGAAACUUCAGCAGGGUGCAAAGCCCGCAAGGGAGAAUCUUACGGAAGAACAAAAGAGGAACAAUCACAUCUUGUCUGAGCAAAAGCGCCGAAAUUUGAUUAGGCAGGGCUUUGAUGAUCUGUGCACACUUGUACCGGGGUUGAAAGGGGGUGGCUUCAGCAAAAGUGCUAUGCUCACGCAAGCUGCAGACUGGCUAGAGGAUAUACUCCGUGGAAAUGAGAUUUUAAAGGCACAGCUCGCAGACUUGAAAACCAUGAAUGGCUUGGUUAUGCCUCGAUAAUGCGUAUGCUACUCAUGCGAUUAUGACGUUUCUUUUCAUUCUCUUUUUCUCUCUCCCCUAACCUGUCAAGCACACUCUCUUGUCCGAAUUCCUUGAGUUUAAGCGAUUAGCGAGUUAGGUGGAUGCACAUUGUGGAGGUUUGAUUCACGGGGCGUUCAUUUUUUGGUGGUCAUGAUUUGAUUCACGAUACUCCAUAUUCCUAAGAUAUCUGUGCUGUGCCUUCUUCGUUCCCUGUUUUUUUUUUUUUUUAAGCUUUUCUCGACGCUGCUACGAUGUGCUUUGUGCCUUAUAAUACCCUUGGUCGCCCAGACCGAACAGCCUGUUCUGCGUCUUGUAUACAUAAUAGGUAGCUGAUAUAUAUUCAGCCAUAGAGGAUGCAUGCCCCUCACAUUCAGGCAUGAGAAUGAAAUAUGUAUUUGUAUAUAUAACAUAUUAAAGGCUAUUGGCCACGCAUGAUUGUUAAGCCUUUUUUUCUUAGUUUUUCCUCACUAUAAAGUUUAAACAAGCUUGACUUCAUAGUUAUAUGGGAGAGGGUUUGCAUCGAACACAAAGAAACGAAAAA